GGACCAGGCCAUGAAGAGCCGCGUCGAUAGAUACCCCUCCUUCGGUUGAACCAGCGAGCUCGGAUAUACCGUCGCACACGAUGGUGCACGCCGCGACCAUCGCGCCGGCUACCGCAGCCGCCUCCCGUCCGGGGAGAGCACAAUCAAGGUCGGACUCGAUAGGAAGCUUCCGUGCUGGCUCGCCUCUGCCAGCUCUCGCGUCGAACCGAGCGUCAACCUCGACCUUCCGCCGCUUACCCGCGCCCCAUCACUACCAGACUUUCCCGACCCAACCCCCGAGGGCGGGUGGCCGGAGGUCAGCCUCAGACUCGGACUCUUCAGGCCUCGUAUCCCGCGAUCGCCACGGCCCGACGACGCCCUUGCCUGUGAAGCAGCUUGCCCUGCUAGCCCUCUUAUCCUUAUCCGAACAGACGGCCCUCAACUCGAUAUCCCCUUACUUGCCCGAGAUGAUAGAGUCUUUUCCCGGCGUGAGUCACGAUCAAGUUGGGUUGUACGUGGGCGUGCUAGCCUCCGCGUUUGCAUUGGCCCAGCUGGCGACCAACCUUCUAUGGGGGUACCUCUCAGAUACUAUCGGCCGGAAACCCGUGAUGCUGUUGGGAACGCUGCUGUUGUGCUUCUGCUUCGCCGCCUUCGGCUUCUGCACGAGGUAUCUUCACAUCGUUCUCGUCCACGUCGCCAUGGGACUGUUCAAUGGCAAUGCCGCUGUGGUGCCUACUUGCCUCGGGGAGCUGACUGAUCGGAGCAAUCAGAGUAAGGCGUUCACCUGGCUACCCGUCGUGUACAGCCUGGGUAGCAUUACCGGACCGGCCUUGGGUGGGUUGCUCGUCGGCACGGUUGCGAAAGACAGUCAUCCUUUCCUUGCCCCGAACAUACUAGGGGCCUCGCUCCUCGCCAUCACCGUAAUCGUGCUUGGUCUUUGGUUCGACGAGACCUUAGAGAAGCACGGCGAAGUUCCUACGUGGUCCGAGCGCAUCCCGUGGCUAUCUGGAUCUUUAUUGAAGUAUGGCAAGAAAGGGGGUAUAGGCUCGUGCGCUUGGCGAGGCGAUAGCGAUGCAGACGGCGCAGCUGAGGAUAGGGAGGAAAUGGAAGUCGCCGAUGAAAACGCAGCCGAGGAGGUCACCUUGCUAGAGCCGCAAGAGGGCGAUCAAGGCCAAACGAGAGGAGACCUAAAAUCGCCGUCGGACACGACUACGUGGCGCCAGCUUCUAAAUCGGACGACCGUUGUCCUUCUCGCUACGCACCUGGUAUUUCAGCUAUCUAACAGCUCCUUCAAUAGCUUGUACCCCAUCUUCGCAUCGGGACCGAAACCCACCGGACGAGAACUCCACGCGGAUGUCAUUGGUGUGUCGCUAUCUGUGGCAGGGGGCUUCACGAUUCUUUUCCAAAUGUUUCUCUUUCGAUCCCUAAAGUCACGCUUGGGUAAUGUCGGGUCCUACCGUGGCUCUCUGCUCGGCUUUGCAGUCGCUAUGGCCUUGAUGCCGUUUGUCUGUUAUGAAGAUUCAAACCCGCCCUUCGGUGUUGGCGACGGAAAACUCUGGCUCUACGUGGAAAUUGGCGCAAUACUAAUCCUGAAGAAUAUCUGCGCUGUAGGAGGUCUAUCCAGCGUCAUGCUACUGAUCACAAACUCGGCUCCAACUCACGCGAGUCUAGGCACUCUCAACGGCAUCGCACAGACUCUCUCAGCCGCUGGCCGGAGCGUUGGGCCUUUCCUCUCCGGCGGACUCUUCACGCUCUCGACGCAUGUCAAACCCAAAGGAGAGGCCCUAGCUUGGGGUUUAUUCGCGGGGAUUGCCCUGGCCGGGUGGUUUGGAAGCUACGCCAUUCACGGCCAAGGCCUUGAGAGUACGGAUGAUGGUUACGAAGAACCGUCAGCCGGCGACCACGCAACCAGUGACCCUGCAUAGUAGCACAGAUUCGAACACUACGAUAUGGAAAGACGACACGAACUGGACCUUUCUACCCACACCCCAACCGGGACUGUUCCCUCGGGAGAUUAUUGCGGGUGUCUAUAUUGGCACCCAGAACAGUUCCACGGCCGCAUACCCAAAUUUACGGGCCUGAACAAUCCGGAAAGAUGCCUGCAACGCUGCGCGGGUAUUAGAUUACCAACG
Durotheca rogersii is the source of this 2111-nucleotide messenger RNA. RefSeq names its product MFS general substrate transporter. The transcript is spliced from 2 exons. Gene Ontology annotation, molecular function: transmembrane transporter activity. Lineage: Eukaryota; Fungi; Ascomycota; Sordariomycetes; Xylariales; Xylariaceae. The record is from RefSeq and is a predicted model, not a curated record. Bases 81 to 1904 code for a protein of 607 amino acids. Gene Ontology annotation, biological process: transmembrane transport.